This is a messenger RNA of Argiope bruennichi, 5711 nucleotides long. RefSeq names its product leukocyte tyrosine kinase receptor-like (gene Alk). Gene Ontology annotation, molecular function: ATP binding; protein binding; transmembrane receptor protein tyrosine kinase activity. The coding region runs from base 374 to 4657 and encodes 1427 amino acids. Gene Ontology annotation, biological process: regulation of neuron differentiation; multicellular organism development; positive regulation of kinase activity. Gene Ontology annotation, cellular component: membrane; signaling receptor complex. The record is from RefSeq and is a predicted model, not a curated record. NCBI's taxonomy places the organism in Eukaryota, Metazoa, Arthropoda, Arachnida, Araneae, Araneidae. The transcript has 29 exons.
AAUAACGCCGGUCGGGCACAAAGCAGCAUCGGAAUGUCCUUUUUCCCGCCGAUUUUUGCUCUGUCCUCCAGCAGGACAAAGUUCGCUGAGUUCUACGUGCUACAAGGACCUCCUCGACCUACCAUUACAUAAACUUUUCGUUGCGUUACGUUGCUGUACUUUUAGCAAGAGCGAACUGCCGAUUUCCCUGCGUGCAAAAUCUUCCUUCCCUCCCCCCUUUCUGAUCCGGUUGCCAUGGCUACCAACUGACAUCACCGAGAUGCCGGAGAUGGCAAAGGAUGGCCGUUGUCUUAGCCGCAUCCAUCCCUACACCGGUCGGAAUUCCACGAACUGCUCUCGAGUAUCUGUCUCUGAAAUUUGAAGAGAUUGCCCAAUGCUGUUGUCGGACAUGAUGGGCCCGGGAUGGUCAUUCUGGGUGGGCACUGUCCUGCUUCUGGCGGCCGGAUCUGUGUUUGGGUUCGACUGUGAGUUUCCAAACAGGGAAUGUGGCUGGAACUGGUCCGAGGCUUGGACGUUGCUUUCUGCCGCCAACAUCUCGGCUUUGGGUCCGACGGCGCCUCAAGCGGAUUCGGAAAAUAAUGUCAAAGGUGAGAUGUUAUACUACAGUGCCGAAGUUUCGGGACCUCAAUCGCUCUUGAAGGUUGUGAGUCCCGUGUUCGAGCCCCACACGCUGCCCACCUGCGCCCUUCAGUUUGCGCUCCACAUGUUCCGCAUGGACUUCGCUAAAUUCAAGAUGAUUAUCAAUGCUCCGAACAACUCUUGGGAGAGCACGACGUUUGAAGGAAAUAGUGCCCACAGGUGGGAGAACCAAACGCAGCCUAUCAACGUCGUCACUCAACCCUUCCAAGUCAUACUCGAAAUUCUGAAUCCUGGAACUACUUAUCCAUCUCAUGUCGCCAUCGACGACAUCAGAGCCAUCAACUGCUACCACAAGCGGAAAAUCGAGACCGACUGCACGCCUCGUCAGUUCCAGUGCGACGACCUGAUCUGCGUGGACGCAGCUCAAGUGUGCGACUUGACUGCCGAUUGCAUUGACGGGGAGGAUGAAGAACAAGAUUGUGACAAGAUUCCCGAGAGCGCUUACUGCACUUUCGAGAAGGACAUGUGCGGGUGGAACGUCAGCACCACUGAGCAUAGUGAAUGGAUAAGGAGAAGUGGCUUGUCUCCGAACGCGAGGACUGGCCCAAGUUUCGAUCAUACUUUCCAGAAUUCGACAGGAACAUAUCUAGUGGCCAAAUUCCCACCUGGGAGAUCUUUUGGAGUGCAAACAACUUUGAUAAGCCCAUGGUUCAUGCCUCCGCCAUACUAUCACAGAAACAUACACUCAGCAUACUACAACAGCUGCCAGGUGCGGUUUUUCUUCCACAAAUUCGGCAGUGGUGUUGGAGAACUGCGGGUGUACAGCCUGGAAAGCGAUGCAGCACCUCACGGUCCGAAAUUCACUGAACUGUGGAGGAGCUACGGAAACAAGGGAGACACCUGGUGGAAGGCGAUUGUCAAUUUGCCCAACAUGACCAAACCAUUUCAAGUGCAUUUUGUGGCCGGACGAGGAGUUGGUAACAGCGAUAUUGCUAUAGACGACAUCACCUUGAGCCCCGAAUGCUUUGGAAUAGGUGUUCCCGAAAAUGAAAGUAUAGUUCCAGAUGAACCUUCCAAACAAGAAGUUCCAACAUCAACGGCCGAGAAACACGAGAAACAAGUCAAAAAGUUCAUGUUCACCACAUGCGGUGCCAUCGGUCGGCUCGGUCCAAACGAGGAGCAAUGUAACGCCGCCUAUCAGAAUUCUACGACUAAGGUUUACGUGAUGACCGAUCCGACGUUGGAAGGAAUACAGAAAUGGGAAGUUCCGCAGAGCGGACUGUACACGGUGUUCGUGAAAGGUGCCGGCGGUGGUCCAGGCGUGGAUAACCGAGGCAGAAGUCUGGGUGCCUCUCUUCGGGCCACAUUCGACUGGGAAGAAGGAGACUUCAUUUACAUCCUGGUUGGGCAGAAGGGCAUCGAUCCUUGUCGAACUCUGAAACGAUCUUGUGAUAUGAGAAUCAUGAAGCGGAGCAUCGACCGACUCAGGGCCUUGAACAAAGAAUGGGAUGAAGGGGGUGGAGGUGGUGGCGGAGGAGCUACAUAUGUAUUCAAGAUCGAUCCUCUUAAUGAUCAAAGAAUCCCACUGGCCAUAGCUGGAGGGGGAGGUGGCCUGUCUGCCAGACGUCCGAAGGAUGACUCCUUCCUGAGCGUCAUGCCACACGGAUUGAUGCCCAACAAUUCCAUUCUACCCAUCAAUGGAUAUACUGGAUCUGGAGCAGGUGGAGGCGGUGGCUGGGAUGAUAAUACUAACACUGUAACAGGUGGCGAGUCCCUUCGAGAAGGAGGUCGUGGGGGCCGUGCGUGUCAGAGAUCCGAUGUAUGGCACACCGACGGAGGAUUCGGUGGGGGUGGAGGUGGUUGUGCUUCAGGCGGUGGAGGAGGUGGAUAUAGAGGAGGAGAUGCGUCUGAAGUGGAGAGUCCGUACCACAACGGACAGGGUGGCACGUCGUAUUUGAUGCCUGGCACGAUUCGGGCUCUCGUGGAGCCAGGAUCGAACCCGGAAGACGGGUCUGUCAUUAUUAUUCCUGCCCAAAGUGGAUGCGGUUGUGACUACCUAUGUGUCCAUCUGGACCUGGACAACAGCGCCUACUACUGUAUUUGUCCACCCCAUCUUACCAUCAACAUUGAUGGCUACUCAUGUAACGGACAUACAGGCAUGAGCGUGUCACCAAAAAUGCUAGUAGUCAUAAUCCUCAGCAUAGUUAUUGCUGUAUCCCUUGGAACAGUCUGCAUUUUCUUUGCCACCGCUAGAUACCGGAAGAUCCAACGCUCCAGGGACGUGAGCAACCAGCCUCUCAACAGCCCUGAUGAACAGCUGAGUCGACUUCGGAGCGGGGUGGUAGCGGGAGGCAUGAUCUCCGAGAACAAUCCCAACUACGAAUUUGGUGGCAACUCUUUCCGAGAACAGGAUCUCAAGGCUCUUCCGAGAGAAAACCUCACUCUUGUUCAUCCUUUGGGACAAGGCGCUUUUGGGGAAGUCUACCAGGGAACCCUUAAAAUGGACGACGCAGAAUUGCCUGUCGCUGUAAAAACCCUUCCCGAAAUGUCCUCAAAUCAAGCCGUAUUAGAUUUCUUAAUGGAAGCUGUUAUUAUGAGUAAAUUCAACCACCCGAACAUUGUCAGCUUCAUUGGUGUCUGCUUCGACAAAAUGCCUCGAUUCAUCGUCCUUGAGCUUCUGCCUGGGGGAGACCUCAAGAUGUUCCUCAGGGAGUGCAGACCGAAGCCGAACAAACCAUCACCUUUGACGCUCACUGACCUACUGAAACUUGCCAUAGACGUAGCUAAGGGAUGCCAGUAUUUGGAAGAAAAUCAUUUUAUCCACAGAGAUAUUGCUGCGAGGAAUUGUCUCUUGACGACAAAAGACGCGGACAGAGUGGUUAAAAUUGCUGAUUUUGGGAUGGCCAGGGACAUCUAUAGAGCUGACUACUACAGGAAAGGUGGGAAGGCAAUGCUACCUGUCAAAUGGAUGCCACCAGAGGCUUUUCUCGAUGGAAUAUUUACCUCCAAGACGGACGUCUGGUCGUACGGGGUGCUUUUAUGGGAAGUCAUAUCGCUCGGUUACAUGCCAUAUCCCGGCCGAGGUAACCAAGAAGUGAUGCAGUUAGUGACAUCUGGUGGACGUCUGGAGCCUCCCACCAAUUGUCCAGCUCCAGUAUAUCACAUCAUGAUGCAGUGUUGGCAUCCACAUCCAGAUGAGAGACCCAACUUUACUACGAUCAUUGAACGACUCGGCUACUGUAUGCAGGAUCCGGAUGUAAUCAACGCAGCCCUCCCUGUGUUUCAGAGGGCACCCUCCAUGGAGAGGGACACCACUGUCAUGAGACCCGGGGAAGAGGACGGAGCUGGAUGUUUGCAGGUACAGCGACCCGAUCCUGGCCUUCUCCUGUCUCCCGGCUCCGAAGACUAUCUAAUACCGACCCCUCACUCUUCCUACAGUUUGAACACGGAGCUCAUGUCCAGCCCGAGCAGGACCUCCACGGAACAGUUUCUGGAGAUGGAAGACAGGGGCAGCACUCCCUCGACGAGGCCGACCACAGUCUCCGAGACCAACUUCAUGACCCCAGAUACUCCGACGGAGCCUCAAUGGGGGACCUCCGGAGAGAGGACCCCUAACCGCACCCCUAUGAGGAAACAGGGGUAUACUCAGGUACCAACUGAUGACCUUGAAACCGAAAUCGUCAACCCCAAAGGAAAAAAAUUCCAGCAUAUGAAUGGAAUGGUGGCAACUGGUAAUGCUAGUAAACAAAUGAACCGCAUGUCGAGUAUCAAAUCUUUGGAUGACUUACCUAUGGCACCUGCUGUCGGUGAAAAUGAGAACCAUUUGAAUAAUCCAUCAAGCUCAGCCAACCAGAAGUCCAACCUCUCAUUGGAUCCUGGUGCUCUGGUUCAGCACAUGAGCGGCAACCCUGGACACAAUCGAACCCCCAACCGCUAUAUCAGUGUCGCAGGGGACGUUGACGUCAACUGCAACACUGGCAACAGCAACUCCUCUCUUUCCUCCAGGGGUGGCUUGCUGAACCAGAACCAUGUUUCGGGUCCAUUCGAUGGUUAUGCGGGCGUAAACCCGGUAGCUUGAGGUUGUGAAGGAUAAAGAAUGACCAAGAUUCAUAAACCUUCUUAGGACUGAAAGUAUUGUGGUAGCUGUGAAAUACUUCUGAAGGACUAGAACAUAAUUGCUCAUUACUGGAAUUUAUUUAGUAAUAUGAAUAAAAUGACAGACGUAAGAAAGUGUCAAUUGAAAAAAAGAAUUGUUUUAUAACCACAUUUUUGUGAAUCAUAAAGUAUUAUGGUACAAGAAAGAAUAGUUUCUGUAAACUAAGGAACUUUUGCAGUUUUAUCGAUGCCAAAGAGGUUAUCAUUAAAGAUUACGAGCAAAUCAGCUAUUGAGAAACAGUUGAUACGAAACACUGUAAGCAACUGAUAUGAUUGCACAUUGUAUUCUUCGUUAUUUUUGUGCAAUAUUUUUCUCUCCUUGCUGGACGAUACUGCGAGAGGCAAAUAUUACUUUUUUUACCUACCAAUAGAUUAAACCGAUGAAAUAUCGUACUUUCAACCCAAGAGAAAAAUUGUGAAAGUUUUACUCUAUUCUAAUACAACUUUAAUGAGACUGACAUUGAAUUCCUUGAAUCAGAAGUUAAUCAUGAAGGUAACUCUUGAGAAUAGGUCCUCUGACUCGCAGCUGCGAAAACAGCUGGAUUUAAUUUAUUUAAUUAUUUAAAUACAGUGCAUUUGGUUAAAAACAUAUAGCUGCGUACUUUUGUGGCAUAAAACCGAUAUCAGUGAUAAAAAUGAUACAAAUAUUAUUGUGGUAAAAAAGUAAACUAAAAGACAUGAAAAAAAUUGAAGAAAUGAAAAAGUGUAUUUCUUAAUGUUUUUAUUUCCACGCUGAUAUCAAAGGGCUGCAAGAAAACUUUUUGUCGUUCUCUAAUAUUAACGUUUUAAGUCUUUUUUAUUAAGCAAAAGUAAAAAAUUCAUAAUUUAAUUAAUGUAUGUUGCUAUUUAUGCAUUAAUAAAUUUAUUUAAUGCAAAUUUAAAUUUAGAAUUUUUAAGAUUGCUUUUUAAAAUAGUUAUCCGUGAUUUAAUUUAUGUGUCAAUAUAUUUUAAUAAAAAUAAGUUACUGAAAAUUUUGA